AUGUUACCACCACUUCUCUGUAAUUUGUGGAAGGUCCAUGACUAUGUAGCUUUGGCUCUGCAAAAACAAGCAGGCACUGGAAACUUUAUUGGACCCUGGUUUACGCAAAUGAACUGUGUGGUUACUUGCGAUCCCAUGAACGUACAUUAUAUGUUCAGCAAGAAUUUCAUCAACUUUGUGAAGGGGCCCGAGUUCCGAAAGAUUUUCAAAGCUUUUGGAGAUGGGAUUUUGACAGCAGAUUCAGACAUGUGGAAAUACCAGAGAACAAUUCUCCAUUCAUCGUUUAAAACCAGAAGAUUCGAGAAGUUUCGGGAGAAGAUCGUUCGGAAGAAAGUGGAAAGCUGUCUCAUUCCCCUUCUUGACCAUGUGGAAAGGCAAGGGAUUGAAGUGGAUGUGCAAGACGUGUUCAAUCGCUUCAACUUUGACACUAUUUGCUCCAUAGUCUUAGGGUUUGACCCAAAAAGCCUCACACCUGAUUUCCAAGAAGUUGCGUGCAUGAGAGCUUUUAAUGAAGUUGGAGAGUUUAUAUUCUACAGACACAUAUUACCUAAAAGCGUUUGGAAGCUUCAGAGAUGGCUUAGAAUUGAAGCAGUGAAGAAAAGAGCUGAGGCAUUUCAAACGUUCGACCAUUUCCUCCGUGAAAGCAUAGCAUCUAAGAGAGAAAAGCUCAGCCAAAACAAAGAAGUAAUAAGCACAGAGGACGAGGAUGAUGACUUGAUAACGACUUUGAUGAAGGAUGAAGAAGGAAAAGAAUCUGUGGGUGACAAGUUUCUGAGGGACACGGCUUUUGUUCUUUUUGUUGCAGGCAGAGAUACCAUAACUUCAACUCUCACAUGGUUCUUCUGGCUUCUUGCUAAGCACCCUAACGUGGAGGCUAAGAUUCUUCAAGAGAUCCAGAACAAAAAGGAAGUGAAAGAUCAAGUAUAUCUCCAUGGUGCUUUGUGUGAAGCUUUGAGAUUGUAUCCUCCUUUACCUGUUGUACGCAGGCAAGCAAUCAAACACGACAUUCUUCCAAGUGGACAUGAGGUUGGCCCUAGAACUGUGGUAAUGAUAUCUUUGUACGCAAUGGGAAGAUGUGAAGACAUAUGGGGAAAAGAUUGCUUGGAAUUUAAACCAGAAAGAUGGAUCUCAGAAAGAGGAGGCAUCGUUCAUAUUCCAUCGUAUAAGUUUAUUAGUUUCACCGCAGGACCAAGAACUUGCUUGGGUAAGGACUUAUCCUUCAUUCAAAUGAAGAUAAUGGCCACAGCUAUAUUGUGUAAUUAUCAAAUCCAUGUGGUGGAACAUCAUCCUGUUUCUCCCGCACUUUCAAUACUGCUUCAAAUGAGAUAUGGUCUCAAGGUUCGGAUCACUAAAAGACGCUGA
This is a messenger RNA of Neltuma alba, 1362 nucleotides long. Its product is annotated as alkane hydroxylase MAH1-like. The record is from RefSeq and is a predicted model, not a curated record. Bases 1 to 1362 code for a protein of 453 amino acids. Gene Ontology annotation, molecular function: heme binding; iron ion binding; monooxygenase activity. Lineage: Eukaryota; Viridiplantae; Streptophyta; Magnoliopsida; Fabales; Fabaceae. The transcript has a single exon.